UAGACGCAAAUUUAGCAUGACUCUCGGUACAAGUGAUUCUGCGUGUUGAAAGCACUCGGCAUUUUCCCCAAAACGAGCCCCAAACUGCGCAUUUCGAUCGGUCUGAACGGGUCUCGCUUGCUUCACUUUUGGUCCCCGGGAGCUACAGCUUCCGUCGAAAGAAAUGUCUUCGGAGUUCGAUAAGUUCAACGAGUGCUUAAAGGCAUCCUUCUGGAAGAACGUGAAAAACAACCGUGCCGAGCGGAAAGCCAACGGCACGGCAUUGAAAGUCGAGCCAAAGGUAGAGGUGAAAAAUGAAUCCGAACCAGCGAUGCAAACCGUGGUACAGCAGCCCCAGCCACAGCUGCAGUCGAUGCGACCCACGCCCGUACCCGCACCCGUACCCGUUGUUUACAGCACAAAGUGUGAAUCGACGGUAAAUGCAUCACUGCAGGAGCUGCUGGAAAAAGAUCCGAAAUGCGAAGAGUAUGAUGACUAUAUUCCUCCGCGGGCGCCAAAAACGCCUCCCAUGGAGGAUUACGAUGACAUGAUACCGCGACCGCAAACGCCCAUGGAGAUUCCCAACAUGGAUGAUGUUGUGGAAAUUUCCGACUCUCCGGAGCGCUCUGGUCGAAGGGCGCUGGAGAAGCUGAGCUCGAAAGAAACCAAAUCGGACGAACUGCUGCAGGAAAAGCUAUGGCAAUACUUCGGUCAUCGUGAUUUUAAAAGCCAGUUGCAAAAAGAAGCCAUCGAAACCAUCAUCGCGAGAACACGAGAUGUGUACGUUUCCAUGCCUACCGGAGCCGGAAAGUCGCUCUGCUUCCAGCUACCCGGUGUAAUGCAGGAUAACAAGGUAACGAUAGUAUUUUCCCCACUGCUAGCGUUGAUCAAGGAUCAGCUAGACACAUUAGCUCGAAUUAAGAUACCGGCCGACUCGAUUAACUCAAAAAUGGGUGUUCGCGACCGAGAACGGGUAAUCAAUGACCUGAAGAGUGUGAAGACGGAUAUACGUUUUCUGUAUAUCACACCCGAGCAAGCAAAUACUGCCACAUUUAAGGACAUUAUGCAGCAUCUGGUUAAGUUCCGGAAGGUCGCAUACGUUGUGGUUGACGAAGCACACUGCGUCAGUGAGUGGGGACACGAUUUCCGACCCGACUACUUGAAGUUGGGCAAUUUACGGGCGGAAUAUCCUUCCGUGCCGUGGAUUGCACUGACGGCAACCGCUUCGAAGAAUGUAGUGGAGGACAUUUUUCAUAAUCUGCGCCUGAAGGAACCGGUGGCCAAGUUCAAGACGCCCUGCUUCCGGCACAAUCUCUACUAUGACGUAGUAUUCAAAAACUCCAUCCAAGACGACUUCCUCCAUUUGAAGGACUAUAUCGAAAGCAUCCUUGGGAAACAGGACGAAGUGAAACCGGUAAGUGUACCACGCCGUGCCUGCGGUAUCAUAUACUGCCGAACGCGCGAAAACACGGAACGUGUGGCAACGAACUUGACAAAGCUCGGUUUACGCACGGUUCCAUAUCACGCGGGUCUGAAACAAUCCGAACGCGACCAGGUGCAGGAGGACUGGAUGGAAGGGAAGUACGUAGCCAUUGCGGCAACCAUUAGCUUCGGCAUGGGUGUUGAUAAAGGUUCGGUACGGUUCGUUAUACACUGGGACAAUCCCCAGAAUGUGGCCGCUUACUAUCAGGAAUCGGGCCGGGCGGGUCGCGAUGGCAAAAAAUCGUUCUGCCGCAUUUAUCACUGUCGCGAUGAGUGUAAAUCGAUCGAGUUUCUGCUGCGGCAAGAUUUGCAGAAAUGCAAAGAAACGCCGAAGGAGGACAGUGCCAAGCAGGCUGUGAAAAACUUCGAGAAAAUGGUCGAAUUUUGUGAAAGUGCACGGUGCCGACACCGGCUGUUUACGGACUACUUCGGUGACGAUCCGCCCGACUGUCGGAACAUGUGUGACGUGUGCACCAACCCGAAGAAGGUGCAGAAAGCGAUCGACUACUUCCAGCAGCUAGCCUACACGGGAAAGCUGAAAACGAUGACGGCCUACGAUGAUGAUCCGUCCGAUCUGUAUGGUGGUGGUCGCAAGGGUUACGAAAACGACUACUACGAUGGGUGCAGCAGUGGCUACAGUGAUGGGCGCGAAAAGCGCAAACAAAGUGAAUCUGCGCUGCUGAUCCAGAAACAGUUUCUGCUACGUAAGGCGGCCGCCGCGAAAGACAUGAGCAUGCAGCGAACGGCCACUAUCGGGCGGGUAAAGUUUGCCAUGCAAACGCCGGUCAAGGUGAGCGGCCUAACGAUUGCCACGCGCGAAACGUACGUGACAUCGCUGGCCGAACUGAUGAAGAAAAACGUUGAGAUCUGCAAAGGGAUCGACGAACCGGACUACAGUCUAGUGUACAAGGACUUUGAAGAUAUCGCUGUUGAGAUGGAGUAUGAGGCGUUCACUAAAAACACCGUCAAAAGUUUGUACCAUCGAGCGAUUGUUAAGCAGGACAUAUGGCCUCUUAGUGCAAUCAAAGAUACUUAUUUACCAUCAUUCCUCCUAUCAGUUCGGAAGCUUUCAAUCAAUUUGCGUUUUUUCGCCUCUUUGUGGAUCAAUUCAAUUGCGAACAUUACAAUCCAUUUCAAUCUGCGACUAUCAACGAGGACAAAUAUUCCCAAUGUAACGUCACUGAAAUCGGCUGUAUCAGAGAAACUCUUACAUCCACGGGUGAAGGAGUACUGCCCGAAGCAUCGGGCCAAUCUCGGCGGCGACUUCCGGACGAUAGAGGCCGAUCUCAAGCGUAAGUAUGGCGAAAGCGUCGUGGAGGAAAUGCGAUCGGAUGGACACGAUAAGAAGCACGACGGGCAUCACCAUCACCACCAUCAUCACCAUCACCGGAACGAACGUAACGGCGAUCGUAAGCGAAGCACCAAGUUUACGGCGAAAACAAGCACCUCCCGCGACCGUGACGGUCUCAAUCAGUCGUCGAUCAGUUCCUACUUCAGUGCGAAAAACAGUGCACCCUCCUCUUCCACGUCGCUGGCCAGCGGAAGUAAUUCUGGCCUGAUGACGAUCGAUGACGGUGAUAUGUGGGAUGACGAUCAGCUGAAGGAAGGUGGCCGAUCGAACAGUGCGAAACUGGCACCACCGGAACCGGCAACACUAUCGCUGAUUCGCUCACCACAGUCACCGCCCACUUCGCCAAUAUCACCACGUUCGCCACGCUCACCACGAUCACCACCCUCACGGAGAUCGCCGCGAUCGCCACGUUCGCCUCGUUCACCUACGUCACCACGAUCGCCCCGCUCCCCGUCGGUCGAGUACGUCUCGAAUGACCAGUACCAGGAGGCGAAAACGCGACGACUGAGCGAACACGGUGAACGGCACCGACGAUCGACGUCCCGUACGCGAACGGCCUCAAAAGACCGUACCUAUCGUGAUCGUUCCCGAUCUGGUUCGAGGGGAUACUCGAGUGAGCGAUCGCGUACCAAGCAAAAAUCCACUUCCUACAAGCGGUCGCGCGAGAGCAGUCGAUCGUACUCGCGGGAACGUUCCUACUCGUACCGAUCGGGGAGCUCGCGUUCGAGGGAUUGGGAGGAGGACGAGAUUGCUAGACGUCGCAAGCGUAAAUAUGAGGAGGAGGAGUAUGAUCGAGAGUACGAACGUGUGCCGUCGAAGUCAAGGGUGUACGACGAUGAGUACGAAGCCAACAACAAACAGCAACACCAUCAUCCGACACGGAGACCACCUUCACCCGAGGAGGAGUUCAGUUAUGCCGCUCCUAAGAAGCGAAUAUCGCAUUAUGCUGAAACCAGUGGUUCUGCUGCCAUUGCGUACGGUAAAAGUUCGGCCUAUGGAUCGACCGCUGCCAGUGGUUCGUCUUCCGGGUACAACAAUUACGUACCUCACAAAACCACUGGCGGCGGUGGUGGUGGUGCCGGUGGCAGCGGUGGUGGCUCAUCCCAAAUGCUGAACAAUGAAGAUAUGUGGGAUGAUGAUCCGGAACCAUCGUCAUCGAAUUCGCGAUCGAAGGAUCAGCCUCCUUCACCGCCAGCAUCUCCACCGCCACCGUCAUCACCGCCACCACCGUCCUCACCGCCACCGCCAUCAUCACCGCCACCAAUGUCACCCUCGCCGGAGCCGGAAUACAUGCACACAAAGUACGUACCCCCGUCACCUGCGCAUCGUCCACCGUCUCCCACAUCAUUACCACAGCAAACAUCGAUACAUCACGACAAGCAUUCGAUGCGCACGUACGAUCACCGAUCGCCGUACGAUGGAGCGCUCGAUCCACGUUUGACGGGUACACCAAAAAGUCCUCCCUAUUCCCAGCUAGCUGGCAAUGCCAGUGCCCUCUCGUCCGGGUGCGUGAAACCAUCGACGUCGGUGCAGUUCACGACAGCGGCACAAAUGCAUCUAAAUUCCCUAGCGAACAAACCAUCAUCAUUACCAGUGAGCACGAUGCAAACGGGAGGCCCAACAAUGACCGGCGGUACGGUCAACGUAGCAAUGAUGCAGACCGGCAUUGUUGGGGGUAUGAAACAGUCGUGCAUGAACUCAGUUACCACGAACAGUGUGGCCGGUCCUUCCAGUGGAAAUGCAUCCAACUCGCAACAGCUUAUGUCCGGUUCGUCCGGCCAUACACCGGGCGGCGCACCCGAUUCGGCCGGCUCAACACCGUCCGGAUCGCAGCUUGCCGAGAUGGAGAAGAAGAAGAAGAAUUUGGCCAGUUGCGUCAUACACUACCUGAUGCCGUACUAUCGUGAUCAAAAAAUCGAAACAAAGGAACUUUUCAAGGGGCUGGCGCGGAAGAUUUCGCACAAAUUCUACGAAGCCGAUGUUACUGCGGAACGUAAAGUGAAGAAGUACAUCGAUGAUAUGAUGGCCCACAAGGGUAUCAUUUCGAGCGAAGCGGAUUUUCCCAAAUAGAAACGACGCAAAGCGCGCUCGCGCGCAUACAAAUCACGAUCGUAUCGGCGCCGUUCACGCUGCUGACGCGCAGAGUGAAUGCGCGAGAUGGACGCGUCGUUGUCUAUAGUGUAAUUUAAAAGAACGUUCUGUACAUACUUAGACUCGUAAGCAACAACCUCUGCUCUACCUUGCAUGACUCAAUGUAGAUGUGCGUCGGUGGCCAACGAAGAACAGCGCAUAUUCCAUUGUUAUAACGUACUGUGUCAGGAUAACAGUGGCCACGCUCCAGGCCACAAUAUCGAGGCCUCAAAAACCCCCUCCCUGCGUGUGAAGGCAGAUAAAUGACAGAGGUAAACGAAUAUUCGUUGCCAUGGUGUGGUACAUGCUCUCGUCCGAUAGGCGGCCGUAUUUUAAAAUGGGGCGAAGUUUUUUUUUUUUAUUUUCUGUAUCUUUUAGGUGCUUGCAUUAAUUUUGAUAUAUUGCGGGAGAUUUCUGAACAAACCGGCAUUUGUUGCGUAAUAUACCGAAAUACUAAGAUCUCGAAAACGCAGGUCUCCCCUCUUUCUUUUGCUAAUUUCUAUUGGACGUAAGCGACAGCUAAAAGUGUGUUAAUUCGUUACAUUUAAGGCUUGUGAUAGCUUCCUUAGAGUUUUGUACUGGAUUCUCGUCCAAAAACUCUCUGAAUCCUACAGUCGUCGAACCUUUUUGUAGUUCCCCGGUUUGCUCUUUGAUCCGGACGUGUACAGCAUACGGAAAAUGUGUUUUUCUAAAUCACUCCAUGGAGGGAAUGUUAAUUUUGACAAUUUUACCUAACGGACAAGCAGUACAAAUUAAGCAACACGUUACUGUCAAUUGAGUAAUUUCU
Messenger RNA from Anopheles moucheti, 5729 nucleotides. RefSeq lists its product as uncharacterized. Gene Ontology annotation, molecular function: ATP binding; 3'-5' DNA helicase activity; nucleic acid binding. Gene Ontology annotation, biological process: double-strand break repair via homologous recombination. Lineage: Eukaryota; Metazoa; Arthropoda; Insecta; Diptera; Culicidae. The transcript is spliced from 6 exons. The record is from RefSeq and is a predicted model, not a curated record. Bases 164 to 4882 code for a protein of 1572 amino acids. Gene Ontology annotation, cellular component: cytoplasm; chromosome.